AUGUUAUUGGAACAUCAAGAACAAGACAUUGAUAUAUUGGUGAUAGAUUUGACAUCUCAAGAUUUGGAUCCAGAUAUAGAAAGCCAAUUGAAUGCAUAUUUAGAUUUCAACAAUUCACAUAUUAUAACUGAGGAAAAACUUGAAGAUUCUGAAAUUAUCGAAAUAGUUUUGAAUGAAGAAAAUCAAUGUGAAAAUGGAGAUCCUAAUGACUCAGAUGAAGAAGAAAUAGAAAUUUCUGUGUCAGAUAGAUUUAUGGGAUUAAAAAAGUUUAUUGGCUUUUUUGAACAUCAAACUGAUGCAGAUUUCAAAGCGGAGGAUCUUAAAAUUAUUCGAAAAUACUUAACCUUAGUAAACUGA
This is a messenger RNA of Dentiscutata erythropus, 357 nucleotides long. NCBI's taxonomy places the organism in Eukaryota, Fungi, Glomeromycota, Glomeromycetes, Diversisporales, Gigasporaceae. The record is from the annotation of a GenBank genome assembly.